Messenger RNA from Gadus macrocephalus (Pacific cod), 2523 nucleotides. RefSeq names its product E3 ubiquitin/ISG15 ligase TRIM25-like. The record is from RefSeq and is a predicted model, not a curated record. Lineage: Eukaryota; Metazoa; Chordata; Actinopteri; Gadiformes; Gadidae. The coding region runs from base 297 to 1793 and encodes 498 amino acids. Gene Ontology annotation, molecular function: zinc ion binding. The transcript has 7 exons.
AGGCUCCGCCCCACCAGGAACUGAACUGCCAGUCACAACAUUGCUUUCGCUUCUGAUAUCUUUGUCACAUAAAGACGACGACAUGCGAAUUUUGUAGAUUCGUCACUAAUUGAUUCAUUAAUUGAGUCAUGCAAUGACCUAACACGUAUGAUGUCAUUUUCCACAACUUAAUCGCGGUCAAGAACCAAGAGAGCGAGUGCGGUCUGUUUAAUUUGCUAGUUAAACAUUGCGACAGGUUGCUAACCCCCCUCUCCAAUUCUCCAUUGACUUCCUGAACGAAGAAAUCCGCUGAGAAGAUGGACGAUCGAGAGAGGACUCCGCUCGAGGUGUUGCUGACGUGCCCGGUGUGCCAGGACCUCUUUACCGAGCCGCGCCAACUGCAGUGCGGCCACAGCAUCUGCAUGUCGUGUCUGGAGAGCAUGGUGGGCCACUCCACGGAGCUGCCCUUCCGCUGCCCGGACUGCAGGGCCUAUUUCGGGAAGAUCGUGGAGGUCCAGAAGAGUUACGCGUUGGCUAGCAUCGUUGACGACUUCAAGGAGACCUUGAAGCAGAUGGAGAAAAAGGCCGCAAAGGUGUACUGCGAUUGUUGCCCCGACGACGACAACGACGACGACAAGCCUCUGGCGGUGAAGACAUGUCUGAAGUGCGAGGUGUCUCUGUGCAGCGAGCAUGUCCAGACGCACCUGGAGCGCCGGGCCUUCGCGGCCCACCUCCUGGUGCCCCCGCUGGCCGACCUGCCCGACAGGAAGUGCCCGCAACACGAGGACCAGGUGCUGCGCUACUAUUGCCCCACAUCGCGGCGCUACGUGUGCAGCGCCUGCACACUGGAGGGCAAGCGGAGCGCGCUAGUGACGGACGCGGCCAGCGCCCUCGGCAGGAGGAUGACGGAGUAUAUGGAUCAACGUUUUCAAAUGAUCGAGGGUCAAAUCAACAAGCUACAGGACGACAUUGACAAUGACAAAGUGAAACGCAAGCCGGGAGAUUCUUCCCUCAACAGCGUGACCGUGAUCCUGCUCUGCCUCUGGAUCAUCGUAGUGUACUACUCGUAUAGUUUCUCAGUGGACAACCAGACGCUCACAGACACCGUGAAGAGCCAGCAGGCACGUCUGCAUGACAUCUACUCCACCGUCGCAGAACUCUUCGUGGAAAAUCCUCUGCAUCUUCGCAGAGACCCUGAGAAUGAAGCUCAAGGUAAGACAAGUCAAGAAGUUCCUCUCACGCUGGACCUGGGCACCGCCAAUCCUCACAUCUGGGUGUCCGGGGACCUGCGGUCUGCGCAGCUGGUGAUGACCCAUCUCGACUACCCCGUCCUCGACACCCGCUUCGACGACAUCUCCCAGAUCCUCUCCAUCCAGUGCUUUGGCGCCGGGAACCACACGUGGAUGGUGGAGGCCGAGGGGCACUGGGAGGUCGCCGUGACCCACAAGGGCAUCCCACGCAAGGGCAGCAGCGCCUUCGGAGAUGACUCGCGGUCCUGGAGCCUCGUGCGUGAGGGCGACGGGGAACCGCUGUACGCCGUGCACAGGCGGGUCCGGACCAGGCUGACCGCGGCCUCGAAGUCCAAGCGCAUGGCCGUCGCCGUGGACUUUCGGAAGGGAUCCAUCACCUUCUCCGGGGUUGGAGCCAAUGGGGGUUUCACCAGGCUGCACGAGUUCCACGCCCAGAUGACGGAGCCUGUGUGCCUGGGGCUGGGGCUGGGGCUUUACAGUUUAGACCCCCACAGCAGAGCUAGGAUCCUGGGAGCCACCUCGGACAACCAGCCACGACACCGGGUAGCCAACGUGCAGCCAUGAUGGGACUCAGGAGGGUGUCGCCCCCUAGUGGUUCUCGAUGAAUUCAUCAUGAAGGUUGCAGUUCUCCAGUCAGGGAGAGUUGAAUGUAUUACCUCGUGAAUAUGAAGUAUAUCCGGAUUACCAACAGACUAUGACUGGACAUUAGCACAGCGAUCUUUACAGCACGGGUAUUGCUUGGAUUUUAUUUGCAGGAACUGCUCUAUUUGUGGAUAUGAACAAAACUGUUCAAAAGAGUGUUGGCACAGAUUAAGGUUGAGGAAUAUUUUUGUUUAUUUGAUUUUGAUCUUUUACUUCAAAUUGAUAUUUGAAGCAAUGAUAUUUUUUCUCAGGGAUUUCUUUAGUAUUUGUAAAGAAUAUCUAAAAGAUGAAUCACUUUUGAUAAGACGCUAUGACAGCGUUAGGAUAACUUGUUUUCUGAACUUGACUUGAGAUACAAUAUGAACAUUGUUCUGAACGUAAUUAAGUGCACAAACAAAAUGCAUCCUUUCACAGUUCAAUAACAGUCUUGGCUAUCAAUUUUAAUUUGGGCUGCCCCUCCAUCAGCAAGAAAUGUUUUGCAUACAGGAAGUUCUUGAUGUACUUCCACUUCCUGUCCACCUGGGUUUUAGGACUAAUGUUCACUUUUAAACAGUAAAAAAAGAACUGGGGGAAUUUGUACAGCUGUUAAACAAAAAAUUACAUUUGAAAAGACAAAUGAAUACUAUUAAAGAUAACUAAAUGUCUAAACUUA